CUGGAGGCAGCUCUAACCCCUCCCAGGGAGGGAGCUGGGCAGAGGCAGCAGAGAGCCUGCAGCAGUGACUGCCUGAUCAGGGACAUCAUCCUACCAAACCGCGGUCCCUCCUGCUCACAGUAGAUCCCAGCAGCUGGAAUCCACAGCAAGAAGCUCUCUGGCCAGCUUUGCUGAACCCCUGUAUCCAGCUCACCCCACCAAGGGAUCAACAUGGUGGCCACCUGCCUGCACCUGGCUGGAGUUGUCUGCAGUUUUGUAGGGUGGAUUGGGGUGAUCGUGGCAACGUCCACCAACGACUGGGUGGUGACUUGCGGCUACACCAUUACCACCUGCAGGAAAAUGGAUGAGCUGGGAUCCAAGGGGCUGUGGGCAGACUGUGUCAUGGCCACGGGGCUCUACCACUGCAAGCCCCUCGUGGACAUCCUCAUACUGCCAGGUUAUGUUCAAGCAUGUCGAGCUCUGAUGAUCGCCGCCUCCGUCCUGGGUCUCCCCGCUAUCUUCCUGCUGAUAACGGUCUUGCCCUGCAUCCGGAUGGGCCACGAGCCUGGAGCUGCCAAGUACCGGCGGUCCCAGCUGGGGGGGAUCCUCAUCAUCCUCCUGGCCAUGUGCGGUGUGGUUGCGACCAUCUGGUUUCCCGUCUGCGCCCACCGCGAGACCACCAUCAUGAGCUUUGGCUACUCCCUCUACACGGGCUGGAUCGGCUCUGCCCUCUGCCUCUUCGGCGGCUGCGUCAUCGUCUGCUGCUCAGGAGAUGCCCAGACGUUUGGUGAGAACCGUUUCUACUACGCCUCGGGAUCCAGCUCCCCCACCCACGCGAAGAGCGCUCACGUGUAGGCGUCCCGGGGACGUCCCGCGGCUGCCGUCCGAUGCUUUGGCUGGUGGGUUUGUGUGCCCUGGGUUUGCUUCUGCUGACAGACACCGCUGUCAGGCCCCCAGGGGAAGAUUUAGAAAAGCAGCACAAAUGUCUGGUAGUUUGAAGCGUUGUUCUCCCCGUCUGUUCCCCCCUUCUCUAGAAAAGAAAGCUCCAGCCGGCCCUACCUCUUAGUCCUCUCCAUUUUGUCCUGACCACCUGUCCCAUCUUCUUGCAGCCAGGAUGACUCAGAUGGUUUGGAGUUGUCACAUGGGUUUUAGGGUUUUUAUUUUAUUUUGCAGCUCCAUAAAACAGAAAAAGACAGAGGCACUUUCCCAUUGUUAGAAGGACUCUGGCAGCUUCUCCCACCGGAUCACUAUUUGCUUUCCCCUCUUCAAGGUCACUGCUUUGGCACGGUUUGGGCGAGAGGGUGGAAGGCUGAACUCUCCAACCAGGCAAAUGUUUCUCUUUUGGAACAAGAGUAGGGGAAUUUUUUUCUGCCUUUCUUUGUAAAUACUUUUGUAUGAGUCUGAUCAUUUUAGUAACAGUAUUUCCCCCCACCCCCACAGUCAUCAGUAUGAAGGAAACGGAACCCAAAGGUCCUAAUGACACGGUAGAUAACAGUGCCUUUUUAUAUCGUUUAAAUGACUUUGGGGGCUCUAAUCCCCACUCUCUGGUUUGGUUUAUUUUUUUUUGAUUUGUACAGAUCAGUUACUAAAAAUGUAUUUUUACAUUUUUUUGAAACUCCUUGCUUUCUUCCUCUAAAUUUUGUGUUCUCUCUUGCAUCGUUGAAGUAGCACAUUUUAACACACAAUGUAAUGUACCGGUUACAAUACAAUUCUGGUGAAUACUGAUGAUGCCUUUGUACUUUCAGUGAGAUACUGUACAAUAAAUAACAGAGUACCUGCAACCACUGGCUGCUUUUUUUUUUUUUUUUUCCUUCCUUCCUGUGUGUUUCCAUAGCUAGCUUUUCCAUGACAGGGAUUUCCUAACGAUUUUGAAGAAUUUAUUAUUAUUUUAUAGCAGUUCAGGAUGAGAGAUUGUGCUCUGCUGUGGAAUUAAGUGGGCCUUUUGGUUUGUUUUUUUAAAAAAAUAUUUAAAAGAUGAGGAAUCUUCCUGCGUGUUACUGACUGCUGCUUUAUCCAUUCAUUCUUUCAAUGUUCCUGAUGGCAGCUUGCACUAGAGGUAUCAGCUCAUGGUGCUUUUGAUAUCAGGGAGACUUAGAAACCCACUGUGUGGUGGGAAUGUCUCCCCAGCACUGCCUGGGUGUGCUGAAGCUGGCAAUUCCUGCUGCUGGAAGUGCUUGUAACAAAAAUAAGAGUCUGACCUGGGGUUUUCACUCUGAUUGAAACCGUGUAAGAUCAAGAUCUAACUCCGUCCUUACCAGAGGCUGUAGCAAUUUAAUUACAUGGAUACAACAUCCCAUCUGUCCCUGGAGAUGUUAAAUCAGCCAGGCCUCAGGAGCAGGCAAAGAGGAAUAGCUGCUGUUCAAGCACAGACAAAGGGGAAGCCCAGGUGUAGGAGGAGAAGGACUGAGCAAGUGGAGGGGAGGACCAGCCAAAUUGUUUGUGGUGGUGGAGAAGAGUUUGAAAACAAGGCUGCCAGUCAAGCCUCGGUGGAUUAGGGGUGUCCUUUCAUCUGGGUCUGUGCCAGGUGGAGAACCCAAACAGGGGGGACACGGUGAUGGGCAAGGGCGCUGCAGCUCCCACACCUCACCUCCAUGCGGAAAGCCGAGGCCGGAGCAUUUAAAAGGAAUGAAAAAGGAGGCUCCAAGAGGGGAUGGGUUGUGUCCCGGGCUGCCUGAGCGUCCCCCUCCACCUCCAACAUGCGACCCCAGCAUCUGCCUUUCAGACUGAGCAGCCUUGAACACAUCUCUGUUGCGCGAGCUCGGCGUCGCUGCCACCCUACCCUGCGUCCCCGGGCGGGCAGCAGGACACGCUGCCCAUGAGCUCACAGGCAGGGCACAGGCAGUUGUUGUACGCCUGGAGGGACGCUCUAAGUGCUGCCAUUGAUGUGCGGGUGCCACGGGCCAAGGGUCGGUGCAGAGACGUGCCAGCUUGUGCAGGCUGCCCGGGGAUUGUGGAUUGUGCAGCUUAACCCCGGGGCUGGCAGCAGCGUGGGAGACCUCAGAGCAGAAAGCUGCUGGAAGGCUGCCCUGCCAACCACCCUGGAGCAAUCCAGGAGGGAAAAGCCCAGGGAAACCUGUCUGAGAUGCUUAAGGGUUGGGGUUUUUAUUUUUUGGCAAGGUGUUGGUGUUGCUGUAGGGGCUUGGGCAGCAGUGCAUGACCAGAUGAGGAAUGAGCCCUGCCAGGCAGCACUUCUGGGGUUUGGGUUUCUUUGGUUCCCACGCCCUUGGGCUGUAUUUCAGCAUCUUCAGGCACAUGGGGCAGAGGCUGGUGCUGGGGCUCUGCUCACCCUGCCCCAGUCACAGGUUGCUGGCAGCCCAUCCUGAAUCCAACCCUUAAAAAGCCCUGGGCAAGCUGCUCGGAGGAAGGAAGAAACUUUAUUUCAGGGAAGAGGCGAAAAAUCCAAACAAAGCAAAACAAGCCCAGAGCAGCUGUGGUGAAAACGGACAUCUGCAGCCAUGGGGCGUGAGGAGCUGGGGCCAAGAACAGGACAGGAUAUUAGUGCUGGCACCACAGAGGGGAAGUGUUUGGAGGCAGUACAAAGAACAUGAAGUGUUUCUAGUUUUUACAGGAUCAAAGCUGGAAUACCUGCUUUGCACCCUCCCAAAACACUCUACUCCCCCGUGGGGCUCUCCUGGGCGGGGUUGGCCACCCUGCUGUUGGGUCUUCAAGGUUUUUGGUGUUCAUUUGCUGUCCUGGAGCCUCAAAAUAGAGUCAAAUAUAAUUCUCCUGAUUGGAAAAACUGCUCCACACUGUGCCUAAUAUUGGCUGUGGAGCAGUGGGAGUGAGCUCUGGUGGUCACCAUGGCCUGGAGGUGGUGGUCCCAGUGCCCCAGUGGAGCCCUCCCCAGCUCCACCAGGACCAGUUAUGGUGAUGCACACCUGGUAGCCUCCCCUUCCCCACAUUCCAGGAAUAACAGGAGGGAGCUGAUGGGGGAAUCCUGGUGGCCUUGAGUACCAGGCCAGAGGUGGCCGUGGUCCCACAAGUGACAUCUGCAUCACUGCUGGAAAAGAUGUUGGCACUCCCUAGGACUUCUCACUCAUUUUAGGUUUUUUUUUUCUUUGUUGUUAUUUUGUGGUUUGUUGUGGGGUUUUUUGUGUAAACUGGUAAACAUUUUUUUCACAACAGUGCAAGUAAAUACCAAAAGCAGCCCACUGAAACAGAUUUUCUACAUGGGAAAUUUUGAAGCACUUAAGGCAAGAUUUGUUGAUCUCUAGCUUCAAUUUAGCAUUGAAAAGAUACCAGAUCUUCAGGUACUGAUUGGCUUAACAAAAUUCAUGUGGGAAAUGUUUUUUUAUUUUUAUUUUUUUGUUUUAGUCUUUAAUUUAAAAGGUUUACAUUACUAUGGAAACUGAUACUAAGACACAUUUGUCUCUGGCUUUCUUUAAAAAUCCAGUAGUUCCUGUUUGAUUUUUAAAUGUAAAGGCACACAAUAAAGCUUUAUGCAUUUAUUAAAAUAUACAGAUUUUGGUAAAUUUAGAUUUUUUUUUUUCUUGGUAUCUUGAUUAUAUAUAUAUAUGUAUUUAUAUGUAUAGUUGUCAACUACACAAUCUUUUGAAAAUAAAAGUCACUCCAUAACAUAUCUGCAUAUUUUUUCUUUCUCAUGACACACCACAAGACCCCAUUGUACAAUGCACCAAUGGGCUUUUGGAAACCACCAAAAAAAAAAAAAAAGAAUAAAUAGAACAAACUUUUUUUUUUAACAAAUACACCAAUUUCAUACCAGAACCGCAGAGAACUGAUACACCAGAAAGGACCAUCUGCAAAAAAAGAACUAAAAAAAAAAAAAAAAAAGCAAGAUACACAUCAGAAAGACUGAACAAAACGAAGGGAAGUUCAUUUACAAGCUGGAUUUACAAUGUCCUGUGUUGUUUGGGGUGUGAUUUCUCUGCCAUGUGGAGGGUGCUGA
Molecule: messenger RNA, 4885 nt
Organism: Apus apus (common swift)
Lineage: Eukaryota; Metazoa; Chordata; Aves; Apodiformes; Apodidae
Gene: CLDN11
Product: claudin 11
Exons: 3
Coding region: 211-834 (207 amino acids)
Biological process (GO): bicellular tight junction assembly; cell adhesion
Cellular component (GO): plasma membrane; bicellular tight junction
Molecular function (GO): structural molecule activity
Source: RefSeq, a predicted model, not a curated record